Molecule: messenger RNA, 429 nt
Organism: Debaryomyces fabryi
Lineage: Eukaryota; Fungi; Ascomycota; Pichiomycetes; Serinales; Debaryomycetaceae
Gene: LTP1
Product: tyrosine protein phosphatase
Exons: 1
Coding region: 1-429 (142 amino acids)
Biological process (GO): protein dephosphorylation
Cellular component (GO): cytoplasm
Molecular function (GO): acid phosphatase activity; non-membrane spanning protein tyrosine phosphatase activity
Source: RefSeq, a predicted model, not a curated record
AUGGCAGAAGCCAUUUUCAAGCAUAAGGUACAGGAAUUAGGUUAUUCAGACUAUUUCAAAACUAUAGAUUCUUAUGGAACCGGUGGUUACCACGUCGGUGAUCCUCCAGAUUCCAGAUCAGCGAAGACUUGUCGUAAGCAUGGUGUUCCAGUAGACCAUUCGGCGCAACAGAUAACACCCAAGGACUUCAAGAAAUUCGAUUAUGUUAUAUGUAUGGAUCAGUCAAAUCUCUCAGACUUAUUGUUCAUGAAACCUAGAGAAUCUAAAGCCAGGGUUGCUCUUUUCGGCGAAUGGAAGGCUGAUUCUAAGUUCAAUACUGUUGUUCAAGAUCCUUAUUAUGGGGGUAUAAAUGGAUUUGAAACUAAUUUUCAACAAAUAAGUCACUUCAGUGAAGAGUUCUUGAAACGUGAAAUAGGUGAAUUGAACUAG